AUGCCUUCAACUACACCCGCAGACAAUAGUUUCGUCACUCCUAGCAAGACUGUUGAUUUUUCUGGUGAAAAUCCUGAGGAAACUGACAAUACAGUUGAUGAAAAUGUUGCCGCGGCACUUCCUCCUGUGGUGCAUGACAAAUUCACCAAACCGGAGGCGUUGCUCAUCACAAAGAUUGUCUUUAACAAGGAGAAUCCGACCAAACCGAUGUUUGACGCGCUUCAGACUUUCUUUGACCACAUUGGUGUUGAGAAACCGUCUGAUCUUGAAGGACAGGAUGUAGAUGACUUACUCAGUCAUGGAGAGAAUGCCCUCCCAGAUGGCGGCCUAAUUCGCGGUGUCAUCACUGGGCGCCUCAAGAAGUUUCUCCUCUACGCAUCUGCCCCUUCUGUGGCCAUCGAUCCCAGUCUUACCUACCAAAAGAUUGUGCAAUUUUCGAUUGACCAAGCAAAACAAAAUAUUCCUACUACUCCUAUUGAUUUGACAAAAGCAAUUGGCGAACGUCAAGGCAUGAAGUUUCGCUGUCCAGAGGUCGAACCAUUCAGUGGCGAAUCUACUGUAUAUUGGCCUUGGACAUCUAAGGUUGCUUUGGAAUUUGGACAAUCCGGUAUAGAACUUGCUCUAACGGAUGCAAAGUUCCAUGAACAAUCUACUUGGCACAAGGAUGCAUCAAGUCAGGGUUUCUACGCAAUUGCAAAAGCUCUGAAUGAUGGUACUGCUAGCCACUCUCACUCCCCAUGUGUAUUCUGUAGUUUUUUCCACGUUUCCCAAGGCGUCAUCGUCAAAAAGCGAAAUUAG
Cylindrotheca closterium is the source of this 798-nucleotide messenger RNA. The record is from the annotation of a GenBank genome assembly. NCBI's taxonomy places the organism in Eukaryota, Bacillariophyta, Bacillariophyceae, Bacillariales, Bacillariaceae.